Cercospora beticola is the source of this 3245-nucleotide messenger RNA. RefSeq names its product glycosyltransferase family 2 protein. Lineage: Eukaryota; Fungi; Ascomycota; Dothideomycetes; Mycosphaerellales; Mycosphaerellaceae. The record is from RefSeq and is a predicted model, not a curated record.
UUGAGCAGCCACCUUCCAGUCAUCCAGACAAGCAUAUUCGCAAGCUCCUCGCAGAUCUCGCCAACGCGUCAGCUGCGAAGUGGUACCACAGAUGUAGUUGAUGCAUUUGAUCUCGAAAUGGUGUGACUGUGAUGAUGCCGGGGGAAGCGGUGCAUACCCGUAUCGCUGGACGAUGAUCGGAUGGGGCGGGCCCGCCAAGUUUUAAUCUGUGCAAAGAGCAAGGCAUAGGCGACGGGAAGUAGUUUGCAGCCAUGCGGAAGUUCAAACAACUUUGUGGCUUGCAGUGCGAACGCAGAUAGCUGUGUCGUUGGACUAUGCGAGCCGCUUCUUCAACAAAUCGCAUGCGCUCUUCAUUUUUCGCUUUCGCUCCAAAGCUCUUGGACACCAUCUCUUGAGUCCUCCCCGCCGGAAUGACAGUCUUCGGAGAGCAGGCCGAGCAGCUUCGGAUCGUUGACCUGCAUGCUGGCGAUCCGACAACAGGCAAAGAAAAGUCGCAGACAGAAGUCGAUAUCCAUCGGCUAGCAGAACAGCUCCAAGACCUGCAACAGCGUUCCAGGCGCUACAUCAGCGACCAUCAUGCCAAUGGCAGCUCCGGUGCGGUGAGCACCGCCUACAGCGAUGAUGGCAGCCAGGGCAACGACUCCACUGGCAUAGAAACUCCUCCGACUCUCGCAGCGAGCAGUUGCCCAACGCCAACCAGAGAUUCCUUGCCAAGAACGCCUUCAAGUCUUUCCCAGGUGCCAAACUACUUUCCAUCGUCGAAAACUCCAGUCGGAUCGAAUCGAACGAGGACGACCAGCCCGCUUGGCUUCGAGACAAACAGCACAGUUGACCUGUCUGUUCCUGCGACCAUUCCGGAGGAUGGCCGUCCGCCUGUUCCUCGAGUACCGCAUGUGCAGACUCCAUCGAAUCUACGACGUUCCUUAGUCGCGUCAGUCGCCGUAGAUGACGACUCAAAUCUUGCGGCAGCACAGCCACGUUCACAAUCAUUCGCUGCUCCCUCCACCAAUGAGUCUAUACCGUCCUCUCUGCCUGAAGUGGUGACACACAACGAGCUCAACAGUUGGUUCCGGGCGCAGGACCAGGAGCGAGAUUUGAUAGUGCCAGUGACACAUACCAGUGAUGGGAUCGAAGAGGAGGUACAUGAGAAACCAGAGGACGAGAUCGAGCAGAUCGGAGUGGGAACACCUGCUGCUGAGACCAGGGCCAAGAGGAAGAAGCUACAGAAGAAACGGCAGCCAGAGACCAGGGUGACGGAGAAAGGACCUCCUCGGGACCUAGAGAGCCAGGAAUCCAAGACAAGCAUCUGGAGCCGUGCGAAGGAGUCUUUCGUAUCGACAUAUUGCCCUUCCGAAUCGCCGGCGCUCAUUCUUCCCACUGCACCGACCGACUUCGAGAAGACGUUGUACCUCAGGACCAAUCGCCUGGGCUUAUACACGUUCGGUGUACUCUCAUUUCUCAGUCUUUCGGUUGGCAUGUGGCUCUUCGUUAUCAGCUUCUACGCCUUCUACUGGUUCGGCGCAUUCGUCUUCCUUCUCCAGUUAUACCUGGUCAUCUCGUACACCGUGAGUAUUUGCGGCAAAGACUACGACAUCAAGAAGCAUGAGAAGCGCCUCCAAGAUUUCCCCGUAAAUCCACUUACAGCGCCCACUGUCGACAUUUAUCUUCCGUGCUGCAAAGAACCGAUCGAGGUCCUGGAGAACACGUACAAGCACAUCCAACAACUCGACUAUCCGAAGGACAAGCUGCAAGUGUACGUCCUUGAUGACGGAGGCUCGCAGGCCGUGAGCGUCAUGGCGUUGGCAUAUGGCUUCCAAUACAUUUGCCGGGAAGAUCGUCCGAGAUUGAAGAAAGCCGGAAACCUGCGUUGGGCAUUUGCGCGGACAACAGGCGACUUCUUCGCCAUUUUUGAUGCGGAUUUCUGCCCGCGACCAGACUUUUUGCAAGAGAUCAUACCGAUUCACCAGGCCAAGCCCGAUACGGCGAUUGUGCAGACUCCGCAGUUCUUCAGGACUUCCGUGGACCAGAGUUGGGUAGAGCAAGGAGCAGGAGCGGUGCAGGAGUUGUUCUACCGUGUGGUGCAGAUCAACAGAAAUCGAUUCGGAGCUUCCAUCUGCGUCGGGAGCAAUGCGGUAUAUCGUCGAGCGGCUCUGGAAGAAGUGGGUGGUACCGCGGAGAUUGGAUUCUCGGAAGACGUGCAUACUGGGUUCUACGCAGUCAACCGUGGCUGGAAAGUGCGAUACCUGCCGCUUUGUCUGGCUUGUGGGAUUUGUCCUGACACGCCAAAGGCGUUCUUCAGUCAGCAGAUGAGAUGGUGCAUGGGCUCCACCACGCUGCUGACCAACAUGGACUUUUGGCGAUCCAAGCUGAGCCCCAUCCAGAAGAUCUGCUACCUGUCCGGAAUGAUGUACUACAGCGCCAUCUCGCUUUCGAUCUUCCUCAACCCAGUUCCGGGGAUCUGUAUGCUGUGGGCGAGACCGGAGUACGUCCGAUAUUACAACCUCGCCUUCGCGCUGCCAUCGAUCUUGUAUUCGAUUAUCGCGAUCCGGUGCUGGGCCAAAGCCCGAUAUGGCUUCAACGUCCAAUUCAUUAUGGUCAUACAAAGUUAUGCCUACCUCACAGCCAUCAAGGAUCGACUCUUCGGCCGAGCUCUUGCUUGGGUACCAUCCGGAGAUAACAAAGCGCACAAGAACAACAAGUACCGCAACAUGAGAAUACUAGCCUGGUGCUGGUCCAUGAUGACCUUGGGUGCUGUGAUCGCAGGCACGAUAUACCAGAUUCUCCGAGGACUGCCGUGGUAUGACUGCUUGCCACUCCUCCUGCUAACUGCAUUCAACUUGUUCUUGGCGCAUCGGUUCCUACUAUGGAGCGGCAGGAUACGAUGAUGAACAUAUACCUAAAGAUUAAUGUGUAGUUCCGUCAGUGACUAUCGCGCUGCUGAGCGAUAUUUGCAGAUCAUGUGUCAAUUCCUGUCAUCCUCCGUGGCUGCCUUUGUUGGCGAUCUAUUGACCGAUGAUGCGAUAUCUCGAUUUGUCGGAGGCGUUGAGGCACCAAAAGGCAUCCGAAAUGGAGGCAAGAAUGGCUUGUGGGGAAUAUGUGAGAAGUAGCAUCUACGCCUCAGAUGAUACUUGCACCAUGAUGUCCUGCUGAGUGGCUUUGCCUUACAAUUCUUCGAAAAGAUGGCUUCGACAUGAUCUCCGACGAUAGCUCUUCGCCCUAGACACCGGUCGGCGUGGAAACUCCAG